This is a messenger RNA of Sciurus carolinensis (gray squirrel), 1176 nucleotides long. RefSeq names its product ORMDL sphingolipid biosynthesis regulator 1 (gene Ormdl1). NCBI's taxonomy places the organism in Eukaryota, Metazoa, Chordata, Mammalia, Rodentia, Sciuridae. Gene Ontology annotation, cellular component: endoplasmic reticulum membrane. The coding region runs from base 122 to 637 and encodes 171 amino acids. Gene Ontology annotation, biological process: ceramide metabolic process; intracellular sphingolipid homeostasis; negative regulation of ceramide biosynthetic process. The record is from RefSeq and is a predicted model, not a curated record. The transcript is spliced from 4 exons.
GGAUACCAACGCCGAGGGCUGUGCUGCUGCCUUGGCUGGGAGCGAGCUUCUGGAGAGUCAGGACCUAGUACGCGGAGAGGGGCCCGUGCUGUGCCCGGCCGUGCCGACCAAGCGGUGGUGGAUGCUCUCUCUCGAAUCCUCGUCGUUGUGCCGCGGCCCUGACUGGAGAGCAAACAUGAAUGUUGGAGUUGCCCACAGUGAAGUGAAUCCAAAUACCCGUGUAAUGAACAGCCGGGGUAUGUGGCUGACAUAUGCAUUGGGAGUUGGCUUGCUUCAUAUUGUCUUACUCAGCAUUCCCUUCUUCAGUGUUCCAGUUGCUUGGACCUUAACAAAUAUUAUACAUAAUCUGGGAAUGUAUGUAUUUUUGCAUGCAGUGAAAGGAACACCUUUUGAAACUCCUGACCAAGGUAAAGCAAGGCUCCUAACUCAUUGGGAACAACUGGACUAUGGAGUACAGUUUACAUCUUCACGGAAGUUUUUCACAAUUUCUCCAAUAAUUCUAUAUUUUCUGGCAAGUUUCUAUACGAAGUAUGAUCCAACUCACUUCAUCCUAAACACAGCUUCUCUUCUGAGUGUGCUUAUUCCCAAAAUGCCACAACUACACGGUGUUCGGAUCUUUGGAAUUAAUAAGUAUUGAAAUGUUUUAAAACUGAACAAAAUUUUUACAGCUACUGAGUUUCCUGUAAGGAAGGAGUAGUUAGUAAACUGCACUGUUUUUGUGAUAAUGUGAAAUGAGAGGUAUAUAUGUCAGAGGACCAAUUGCUGGUUCUUAAGUGCAGAUUUCUACUAAAGGAUACCUCUGUUUAAUACAACUGGUAUAUUUUUGAAGAAAGGCUUUUUAGGCAGGCUGGGCAGGCCCAGCUUAUAAGUUAAUGGCAGUACAGUGAGGAUGUAGUAGAUAAAUCCAAGGGAGUAAGAUAUUUAUAAGAAACUAGGACCAGCUUAAAUAUAAUGAUGGGCAUGACAUGAGGAAAAGAAAAUUUCCAGUCAUUCAGUGAUAGUUUAGGCAGACUUAACAUGUAAACCAGAAUCAUCUCUAUAAGUUUAUUAUAGAUUCUUUUUAUUAUCAUAUAUAUUUCUCUUAUAUAAAAGAGGAUAUAUACCUUCUUGUUUCAUACAAGCCAGUUUCUGUCUUAUGAGUAUGUGGUGUUUUGUUUUUUUUGUUUUGUUCUUGUU